AUGUCUUAUUAUUUUUUGUUUGCCGCUGGUUUGUUCAUUUCAUCAUUCACCAAAGGAGCUGAAAAUGCUCUCUGUUUCGGUGCACUUAAACUUGAUUUGCCGGUUCGCUAUUUACAUAUACAGUUGCGGUAUGGCGAAACUAAUAUUACACAAUCUGUAGGCCCUUUAAAAGUAUCUAUUUCGGGAUCUUGUCGUCAUCGGUUCCAAUUACUUGAUUAUUAUGACGGCUCGUAUGUGCUACGAUUGCGGUUAUGGUCUUCUUGUCUACAGAUGGUUAUCAAUAUUCAUACUCCAAACGGUGUCCCAUUGUGCGACUCCCCAAUUGUAAUUAAGAAAGCUGAUGGAAGUUUGCUUUAUUCGGAAUACUGUGAUUGUCCGAAAGGGAUCGUUUCGCAGUGGAUGCAGGAAUCUGGUUGUACAUCACAACAUUCACAGCUUGAUAGUGAUUUAAGUCAAUGGUCUACGAUUAAUUUUGAAGAAGUAUUAACGAUAGUAAAAAAGAAAUGGGCAAGUCCGCAACAUCGCCGUGGCAGUGCAUUAUGUCAUUAUCAAAUCAUUGAAAAUAAUUUGUAUAGACAGUGUUUUGGUGAAUAUACGGGUUUCCGGAUAUUUGUUGAUGCAGCAUUCACGUCAUUGAUGAGAAAAAUGUAUUUGCCAAAUACAGAAUUUAUCUUCAAUCUUGGCGACUGGCCGCUUGCAAAGGCAGAAAGUGACCUUGUUCCAAUGAUUAGCUGGUGUGGUUCCAAAGAUACAACCGAUAUCGUAAUGCCAACGUAUGAGCUAAUGAAAUCAGUAAUUGACUCUAUGGAAUCGGUAAUACUCGACAUACAUUCUGUAAGAGGUCGAGAUUCUAGUAAGCUGCGACUUCAUAUAGCGCAAUUAUCAAAACUACAUCCUAAUUUUCUGGAUGCAGGAAUUACGAGAUAUUUCUUCUUCAACGAAUCCCAGCACACGCCGACGGUUGAAACAAUGCCGUUCCCUAACUUCUUCGAGUACAAAUUUAUACUAAGCAUUGAUGGAACGGUUGCUGCGUAUCGUUUUCCUUUUUUGCUGGCUGGAGAUAGCAUCGUUUUCAAAUCGUUCUCUGAUUAUUAUGAACAUUUUUACGCCGAUCUAGAAGAAGGACUACAUUAUUUUCACUUUAGUGAUUCAACUCUCAUUGAACAGAUCAAAUGGGCACGGACACAAGACCAUAACAAGACAUUAAAGGCAAUGCGCCAGUUUGUGCUCCAGCAUCUUCAACCUCUGAAUGUUUACUGCUAUUAUGCCGAUUUUGUGCAGAAGUAUACUAGUAAAUUGGAGAAUAUUCCGACACAACCUCAGGAUGGGAUGGAACUUAUCCCGAAAAUACCUCCGAAAAACAAUCUACUGACCAGUCGUGCGAUUGUUCAAACCAAAUGA
Molecule: messenger RNA, 1401 nt
Organism: Brugia pahangi
Lineage: Eukaryota; Metazoa; Nematoda; Chromadorea; Rhabditida; Onchocercidae
Source: the annotation of a GenBank genome assembly